Coregonus clupeaformis (lake whitefish) is the source of this 372-nucleotide messenger RNA. RefSeq names its product transmembrane protein 144b (gene tmem144b). The record is from RefSeq and is a predicted model, not a curated record. The transcript is spliced from 5 exons. Gene Ontology annotation, cellular component: membrane. Bases 1 to 372 code for a protein of 123 amino acids. Gene Ontology annotation, biological process: carbohydrate transmembrane transport. Gene Ontology annotation, molecular function: carbohydrate transmembrane transporter activity. NCBI's taxonomy places the organism in Eukaryota, Metazoa, Chordata, Actinopteri, Salmoniformes, Salmonidae.
AUGGUAGGCUACACCCCAAUCUUGACUGUGUUUGCCAUAUGCUGUGACAUGUUCCUAACCAGCACAGUGUAUUUCUCCAUCUACUGUGCAGCCACGAGGAACAGACCCAGGGUGUUGUCCAGAGCCAUCCUGCCAGGUUUUUUGUCAGGUCUGAUGUUGAAAUUGGCCACCUACUGCUGGUUUCUGACUAACCACUACCUUAGUCCCGUGGUCACCUUUCCCAUCGUCUCUGCAGAUUAUGGUCUAAUCACAGCUCUGUACGGAAGUCUGGUUUUCAAAGACGUCAAAGGCCUGGUAAACUGCUUCAUCUUCAUAGUAGCCUCCUGUGUUGUCCUGACUGGAUCACUGCUGACGGCCUUCUCCAAGGUGUAG